GUCCUUGAUGGAAACGCAGACACAAUCAAGGGCAGGGAAGUCACGCAUUUCAUCGAUGAACCGGUUCUAACUCGUUUUAUCCGCUUUGAAGUUGAAACUUUUGUGGGUGCUCAUUCAUGUAUGAGUGUACAAGUCUUCGGCUGUGCACCUG
This is a messenger RNA of Paramuricea clavata, 151 nucleotides long. NCBI's taxonomy places the organism in Eukaryota, Metazoa, Cnidaria, Anthozoa, Malacalcyonacea, Plexauridae. The record is from the annotation of a GenBank genome assembly.